ACAGAUACAAAGACAUGAAACAUAAAUACAAUUAUUUGUAUUUCUUCUAAAUUUGUCUGAAUAUCUUCGUCUUUAUUUCGUGCAUUCUCCCAUAUCAAUUUUCGUUCUGUUACUGAUAUUUGUGGCACUUCCUGUCUUCCAAAGAGGUUGAAAGCUCUCAGUGGUGAAGCCUGAAGAAGGAUAUCUGUCUCACAACAUGGCGUUAUAAUGCAACAAACCAUUUUUAAUAGCUUGUAACUUUUAUUUUCUUAUGUACUAAUUGUAUUUUCAAGAAAACGGAAUAAACAUGAGAAGACUUUGUUUUUAACAACAUAUUUUAGGCAAAGAUGGUUAAACCCUUGAAUAUGACUGGAUGCAGUAUAAGAUGACAAAUUCAUGUCUUAUAUAAUAGAGCUGAGUUACUAUUAAGAUGUUAUUAUUCGUAUAAAGUCUUUCUAAUGAAACUCUUAUAACCAACUGUAUUUUUAUCUGAAACAGUCAUUAAAAAACCAUGUGAAAUAAGCAAGGCGCGGAGGCAGCUCCAGUCCAGCAGGUGGCGGUAGAACACUGGAUUUUCCGUAAUGUUGUAAUGAAAAGAAGAACAGGAGGCGGUUCGGUUGCAGCCAGCUGGACGUCCUGAGAAUAUUUCAGGGAUUUAGGAGUUGGCUUCAUUCGGUCUGGAUUUUCCGAUUCACUGUCCAGACAGCAGGAAUUAACCGUACCAGGCAGCCGAAUCGGACGGAUUCAAACCGGUUCUGAAAAGCAUUUGAAGCUGGAGCAGACCGGUUAAAAAUCCAGAACCUUCUUCUUGCUCAGAAAUACCAGAAGUUAAUCCAGCGUCCUGUUUAGGCGAGCAGUUACUCAAACUUUCUGUUCAGGCAAGAUGAAGCUCUGUCACUGCUGCACAACCCUGCUGCUAUUCACCUCCAUCUCAGCUCACAGUGACUUCUUCACCUCCAUCGGUCACAUGACCGACCUUCUGUUCAUGGAGAAGGACCUGGUCUCCUCGCUGAAGGACUACAUCAGAGCAGAGGAGGACAAACUGCAGCGAAUCAAACUGUGGGCGGACAGACUGGACGACCUCUCGAUGGCUGGCUCUCAGGAUCCUGAAGCUUUCUUGGGUCACCCGGUGAACGCCUUUAAACUGAUAAAGAGGCUCAACACAGAGUGGGCAGAGCUAGAGAACCUGGUGCUGACUGACAUGUCAGACGCAUUUGUCUCCAACCUCACCAUCCAGAGGCAGCACUUCCCAAACGAUGAUGACCAGACUGGAGCAGCAAAAGCCCUGAUGAGGCUACAAGACACCUACAAGCUGGACACGGAGACCAUCUCCAGCGGGCAGCUGCCAGGCUCGUCCUCGGUGGCCAUGAUGAGCAGCAUCCUAUCUGUAGAAGACUGCUAUGACCUGGGAAAGGUGGCGUAUUCUGAUGUGGAUUAUUACCACACAGAGCUGUGGAUGGCUCAGGCCCUAAAGCAGCUGGACCAGGGGGAAGAGUCCAGCACCGUGGACUCUGUCGCCAUCCUGGACUACCUCAGCUACUCCGUCUACCAGCAGGGGGAGCUGGAGAGGGCACUUGACUUCACCAAGAGGCUGCUGGAGCUUGACCCAUCACACCAGCGGGCCAACGGAAACCUGAAGUACUUUGAGUACCAGCUAUUCAAGAAGAAGAUGAAGGAGGGCCAGGAGGAUGAGGAUGAAGAGCAGAGGACAAGGAAGGAGAGCCGAGGUCGCCGUGACGACUACCUGCCAGAGAGGAAGCAGUACGAGAAGCUGUGUCGCGGCGAAGGUGUCCGGAUGACGCCUCGCAGGCAGAGCCGCCUCUUCUGUCGUUACUACGACAACGGCAGGCACCCCAAGUUUGUAAUUGGACCGCUGAAGCAAGAAGACGAGUGGGACAGCCCUCACAUCGUCCGUUACCAUGACAUCGUGUCAGAUCGAGACAUUGAGAAGGUGAAGGAGCUAGCCAAACCCAGGCUCCGUCGAGCCACUAUCUCCAACCCCGUCACCGGUGUCCUGGAGACGGCCCACUACCGCAUCAGUAAGAGCGCCUGGCUCGGAGCGUACGAGCAUCCUGUGGUGGAUAAAAUCAACCAGAAGAUCGAGGACAUAACCGGGCUGGACGUCAGCACGGCUGAGGACCUGCAGGUGGCGAACUACGGCGUCGGAGGGCAGUAUGAACCUCAUUUUGACUUUGGACGGAAAGAUGAGCCGGAUGCGUUUGAAGAGUUGGGAACCGGGAACCGGAUCGCCACCUGGCUGCUCUACAUGAGCGACGUACAGGCAGGGGGCGCCACUGUCUUCACCGACAUCAGUGCUGCUGUUCAACCAAAAAAGGGCUCGGCUGUGUUUUGGUUCAACCUGUAUCCCAGUGGAGAGGGGGACUAUCGGACCAGGCACGCAGCCUGCCCGGUGCUGCUGGGAAACAAGUGGGUUUCCAACAAAUGGAUCCAUGAACGGGGACAGGAGUUCAGGAGGCGCUGCGGGCUUCACUGGACCGACUGACGGUCCUUCAUCUCCAACGUGAUCCUCUUCUGCCUCAUCCUGUUCUUCUGCUCCAUAGUGAGCUGCAGAGCUUCUCUCCCCUGAUCUGACACUUUUAUUUUAUCCUCUAUGUGUGUGUGUGUGUGUGUGUGUGCACAGAUCAGGGUACUGCUGCCUUGCUGCAUGUUCAGGUGUGUGGAACAGAGAACGCUGAGCGCUCUUCCCUCUGUUGGGCUGCUUUGAUUGUCAUCCUGAAUGUGUGAAGCAGCAGGUACUAGAACAUGUCAAAAACAUGCCUCUACCCAAUGGAGAAAAAUCCAAACAUCCCGUUGCAGGAGUUUUCCUUUCUGUCACAGGUAAGUUAAAGGUCCAGUGGGGAACAAGUAUUUAUGGGAACCAGUCUUUGGUUAAUCACCAGUGUAGCAGUGGGAACGUUCUGAUAAACUUCUGUGGAAGAAGAGAGCUAUUCAGAGGACAGUUUCUUCACAUUUUUAGACAUGAAAUGAAAAGUUGCUGUCUGAAACUGACUCUUCGCCCAAUUAGAAUCUUCUUCUCAGGAACAUUCAGUGUUUAUAUGAGCUCCAUGCUGUGUAUUCCCCCUGAGCUCUGAGGUUCGAGGUACAUUAGAGCGAGAAAGUGUGCUCCACGGUAUUGCCUGCAGGAGUGUUGCUGCCUCAGACGACAGCUAAAACAUAAUAAACCCAUGAUGGUCUUCUGUCCAUCUGAUCCCGAGAAUACUGGUGGUUGCUCGCAAAUCUUUCUGAAGCUUCAGUCAGCGGAGGAGACGGAUCACUGCCACUGCAGCUUGAAACAAACCUCAAAGUUCUAACUUCUAAGGUUCCUGCAGUGAAAACACCACAAGUGCAGAGGUCUUCCUCAGUGUUGUAGAACUCUCCUCAUCCUCCACCGUUUUUCCUUUCAUUUCAAUCCAUUGAUGUCAUUUAAAGGCAUUUUACAGAAAAACCAGAUCCAAUUUAUAUCCAGAAAUAUGUUAUCAAAUAAUCCAGUACAAUCCAAGCAUUCAUUAAAUUCCAUUGACAUCCAUUUGAGUUUGAUCCCAUUUAUGAUUCAUUGAAGUUAGUAUUUUUAAUAAAAAGUUUUCUAUCGACUUGGCAGCGACUCGAUGCCCAACUGGUUGCAUUGAGACACUGAAUCUUCCUCCUAAGCUAGCAUACGGCAACAGUAGACGGAAACUAGCUGCCAAAUGACACAUUUACAGGAAAUUCUGCAUGAGAAAAUUCUCACAUGAAGUGGCUAAAUUGCUGUUGGAAAACUCGAUUCUUGUCCUGUUUCAAGUGCGCUCACAGUUACUUGUUUAGGCUCAUCUUUCUAGGUUUUUUUACUUGUUUGUGUGGCGCGGCACUGCUAACACUGAUCAGGGUUUACUUAGGGGUCAUAAUUAACUUAAGAACAGGCUUGUGGAUCACCUGCUUUAAUCCUGAUGGGGAUUCGUAUGGGAACAAGCUUGUUCAGCGUUUCCCCAGAAAGCAGGUGGACAAUGGGUGCUAUCCUCGGUUUGACCACCAGAUGUCAGUAUUUGUUAAACACUGAAUCUUUAAUGCCAGAACAAAUAUAAUAGGAGGUAUAACUUCCCCCUGAGCUCAGAGCUGACAGCCAAGACAUCCAGGCCACAAAGUGGCUCCAUUUGGAAAGAACGGGAUGCAUUCCCUCUAACAGACAGCAGGGGGCCACUCCUGUAUCUAUGACUCCGGAGACAGAACAUUUAGGGUUCCUGCUCAGCGUUCUUUGUUCACCUCAGACACUGAAUGAAUAACUCCAGACAGAAACACACACUUGUUUGUGUCGAGGUUGCCGCCUCCUGCUACACUUUUCACUCUUCAUCUGCUGACUGUUACCAUGACAACCACUCCAGGAUCAGCACAAAGCCUCUCAGCUAGUUGGCAUUAUGCUUAUCUCAGAUACUAUAUUUUCUAUUUUUGAUGAGAAAACUGCACCUGGAGAUUAAAGUUCCCAUGAUGCAACGGGCAGAGUCGGAACAGUGAAUGGACUCAGCUCCGCCCACUGCUGUUCAACCGCGUGUACACACCUAAACGAACUGCAUACUUUAAAACACCAGGGGUUUAUAGAUAUGUAGUAACUGGAUUACACAGGAAGGUGGCGUCACUGUUAGCUGCUGGCCUUUUCAGUUACUUCUCUUGAUUAUCCUUGAUGUUCGAGAUCUCCAGAGGUUAUAGAUUUAAAUCGCAUCUAUGUGCCAGUUGGUAAAAAGAUUGUCUCCAGGGUUUAUAAAUAGGCGUUGACACUAUGCAGCAUGUUUGGACAAGCCAAGCUCAGGCAAUAACCUUUUAUGAACCCUGAAGGGAAAUUAGAUGACAUCAGGCGGAGGUGGCACCAUUAUUUUCCUUAAAAGAGCCUUCAGUCCUCCUCUGGUCCGUCAGAGAAACCGUUAAACCCGUCAGCUGUAGAAUUACAGAAUCAGGUAAGGCAACAUCAGGAAUAAAACAUGUAAAAAUGUGCAGCUUUUAGACUUAAUUGAUGCUUCAGAUCAGUGUUUUAACUCCCUGAUUCACAAAAAAAAAAUGUUCAUUACUGUUUUUAUUCUUUUUGAAAUGUAAAAUUGAUGUGAAAGAUGGCACAUUUAUUGUUUGCCAUGCUGGUUGUUUUAUGGGAACUUUAAUGCCAGAAUAAGCCACAUUUAACCCUUUGAGGCUGCAGAUCAAGAUGCAGCAGAAUGCUUCAGUUUUAAACCCUUGUUGCCUUUUUUUUUAGUCAUCCACAUUAUUUAAUUGAACCAAAAAAAUGUGUGAUCGUGUUUGUAUGUCCAUGGGAAAACUGUGAUGUAAUGAAUAUAAUGAUGAUGUUCAAAAUGAAGUGAUCAGAACAAAAUAAAACUGCUGUGAAAACGCA
Girardinichthys multiradiatus is the source of this 5329-nucleotide messenger RNA. Its product is annotated as prolyl 4-hydroxylase subunit alpha-1-like. The record is from RefSeq and is a predicted model, not a curated record. The transcript is spliced from 15 exons. Gene Ontology annotation, molecular function: L-ascorbic acid binding; procollagen-proline 4-dioxygenase activity; protein binding. Gene Ontology annotation, cellular component: endoplasmic reticulum. NCBI's taxonomy places the organism in Eukaryota, Metazoa, Chordata, Actinopteri, Cyprinodontiformes, Goodeidae. Gene Ontology annotation, biological process: peptidyl-proline hydroxylation to 4-hydroxy-L-proline. Bases 863 to 2482 code for a protein of 539 amino acids.